Molecule: messenger RNA, 2182 nt
Organism: Drosophila subpulchrella
Lineage: Eukaryota; Metazoa; Arthropoda; Insecta; Diptera; Drosophilidae
Product: sodium-independent sulfate anion transporter
Exons: 6
Coding region: 127-1962 (611 amino acids)
Biological process (GO): transmembrane transport
Cellular component (GO): membrane
Molecular function (GO): sulfate transmembrane transporter activity
Source: RefSeq, a predicted model, not a curated record
GCAGUUUUCAUUAGAUUGCGAAGCGGUGCACUUGGUUCACUCAAGUGGAAAGGAUAAUCAGUAUAGAGUUAAUUUUCCGAACAUCUUUUGAUAAAUAUCCUAAGAUCGUAUGCGGAUACGUGAAUAAUGUCGAUCGUCAAGAAGCUAUCCUUCGAUGCUGGUUGCGAGGAGAAGGAAAAGUACACGGCUCAGAAUGGGGAUGAGUACUAUGGCCAGGUUCACACCGUCGACGUGGAUGUGGCCAGCAAGUACUCCAAGCCCAAGGAGGCCCACUGGCUAGUGCGUCGCAUCUUCUUCCUCAGCUGGAUCACCAGCUACGAUCGGGAGCAGGCCUUCGCGGAUCUGAUUGCCGGCAUCACCUUGGGUCUGACCAUCAUACCACAGAGUAUCGCCUAUGCCGCUCUGGCUGGCCUCUCCUCGGAGUACGGUCUGUACUCCGCCUUCAUUGGAUCCAUCAUCUAUGUGUUUUUCGGGACGAUACCACAGGUAUCCAUUGGACCCACCAGCCUGAUGGCCAUUCUCACACUUCAAUUCUGCGCCGAUAAGCCGGUGCAGGUGGUCAUCGUUCUGGCAUUCCUGGCCGGCUUGGUGGAACUGGCCAUGGGAGUGUUCCAGCUGGGAUUCAUCGUGAGCUUCAUUCCCGCUCCGGUGACGAAAGCAUUUACCUCAGGCACGGCGGUGAUUGUGGUCUUUGCCCAGAUCAAGAAUCUCCUGGGGGUUCGCAUGAAGGGAUUUCCCUCCAUUGGGGACUUUCUCAGCAACAUUCGUCCCACGGACGCCGCCAUGGGAGUUUCCUGUAUGGUUGUCCUGCUUUUGUUGAGGCUCCUGUCGCAAGUGAAUUUCAAGCAGGACACGGCAGUCACUCGCCGUUUGAAGAAGAUCUUGUGGUACAUCAGUAUAUCUCGCAAUGCUCUGGUCGUCUUCUUCACCGGCCUCAUAGUGUUCAUCUGGGUGAAGAAGAGCUCCAUUGAGGCGGUGCCCUUUGCCCUUUCCGCAAAGGUCUCCUCGGCCAUGCCCACGAUCAAGCUGCCGCCCUUUGCUUUUGAGUACCAGAACCGCACUUAUGUAUUCACGGAUAUCCUCCAUGAGCUGGGCAGCGGAAUUGUAGUAGUGCCCAUUGUGGCAGUCCUAGCCAAUGUGGCCAUUGCCAAGGCCUUCGUUAAGGAUGGCAACCUGGAUGCCUCGCAGGAGAUGCUGACCCUGGGCCUGUGCAAUAUAGCAGGUUCCUUCUUCAGUGCCAUGCCCACCUGCGGAGCCUUCACCCGAUCGGCGGUGAGUCAGGCCUCCGGAGUAAGGACACCCAUGGCUGGCAUCUACACGGGAUUGAUAGUGCUCUCCGCUUUGAGCAUCCUGACGCCCUACUUCCAGUACAUUCCAAAGGCCUCGCUGUCUGCUGUUUUAAUUGCAGCGGUUAUCUUUAUGAUUGAUUUGGCUCCGGUUAAGGAGCUUUGGCAGACCAAUAAGAAGGACUUCUUCAGCUGGGUGGGCAGUUUUAUCAUAUGUUUGGUGGCCGGUGUGGAGUUGGGUCUGCUUUUUGGCAUUGUGCUAAGCAUGGUGUUUAUUCUACUGCGUCUUGGCAAUCCCAAAUUCGAAGUCAACCUAAAACAGCAUGAAACCGCAUACUAUGUGCAUAUAGUGCCCCAAUCGGAUGUCUAUUAUACCGGAGUGGAUGCAUUGAGAAAUGAACUAAGAGCAGCCUGCCGACUGUAUCAGAAUGAUUUCCCAGUGGUUCUCGAUUGCACUCGCUUCAUGCAGUUCGAUGCCACGUUCAGUGAAAUGCUUAUCUCAGUGGCCAAGGAGAUGGCCAGCCACGAUGUCCUACUAAUCCUGCAGAACAUGAGCCUUAAAGUGCAGCAAAUGCUUCCGGUGAUGGGAAAUGUGCGCUUCUGCCAGGAGGACAGCCAGCUGGCGAGUCAUUUGCAGAUUGAAAAAGAAGCCCCCCUUCUAGAGGCCAAGCUGUAAUCCAUAUAUUUGAUUAUAUCAGUUUGAUCUGGUUAUGAACGACGGACGUCAGAAGAUUUAUCUCCUCACCUGUUACCGCUUGACGUUCGCACGCAAAUUGCGUAAUUAGGCAGCGGCCGCAGUUAGUUAACUACCUAGAUUUAGUUGUUUAGUUAGCGACUUGUAAAUACUUGUAUGCAUUAUUAAAAUACAGCACUCUUAUGCGAAUAUAUCAAGAUAA